AUGAGUUCUUCUCCAAAAGCACCGUUCCGUGUUAUCGUGGUAGGUGGCGGCGUCGGUGGUCUGACAGCGGCUCACACCUUUCACCGCGCCAAUAUCGACUAUGUGAUCCUGGAGAAAGGUGUCAUUGCUCCGCCGAUGGGAGCCAGUAUUGGCAUCUACCCGCAGGGGUCUCGCAUCCUAGACCAAAUUGGGUGCCUGAAGUCCGUUGAAGCGGAAUGUUAUCCUUUGGGCAAAUCCAUCAAUAUUCUGCCCGAUGGUAAGAUUAUCGCGAACAGUGACUUCUUUGCUCACUCGCGCAACUAUCAUGGCUAUCCCAUUCCGGUGCUAGAGCGUCGGCGAUUUCUCGAAAUCCUGUACGAACAGUUGCCCGACAAAUCCAAGGUGCGCACCAAGUCUGGUGUAGUGGACAUCCUUGAUGGUGUCGAUGGGGUCAAGGUUAUACUAGAGGACGGCAGCAUUGAGGAAGGGGAUCUCGUUAUUGGCUGUGAUGGCGUUCAUAGUGCUGUUCGCAGUCUUAUGUGGCGCAAUGCCAAUGCAAAAAUCCCAGGCUUCAUAACGACUACUGAGAAGAAAUCUCUCUUCUGUGACUGGACUGCCCUCGUGGGUCUUAGCCCGACACUCCCCGGCAUGAGCAAUUGCGACAUGACAUGUACUCACUAUCCAGGUCGCUCCUUUCUCGUCAUUGGACAGAAGACCUACACUUUUUGGUUCGUAUUUUUCAAGAACCCCCAGCGACUCCAUUGGCCCAGUCGUCCUCGUUGGAGCGACGCGGCCGCGGAUGAACGGGCCCGUGCAUGCGCCGAUUGCCCCAUUUCUAGCACGCAGGUUUUUGGUGAGCUUUGGAAGACACGUAUCCGUGGAGAGCUAGUCAACGUCGAAGAAGGUCUUUUCAAUCAUAUGUACUUUGGGCGCGUGGUUCUCGCUGGUGAUGCGGUCCACAAGAUGACCCCCAAUGUCGGGCUAGGUGGGAACUCGGCUAUGGAGAGCAUCGUACUUUUGUCUAACCUCCUCAAUCGCGCCAUCCAAAUCCACCCCGGUGGCCGUCCGGAUGCAAAGAUAGUUGAACAGCUGCUGUCAGAGUAUCAGAGUUUGACGAAGGAGCGCAUGCGUAAAAUAAUCGACUUCUCCAAUCUUGCCACGCGCAUUCAGGCUUGGGAUACGCCCUUCCACAAGCUUUUGUCCCGCGUUGUCCCUUUCCUUCCUGACACUACAUUUGCCAAGCAAGCUGCUCAGUUGAUCAAAGCCUCUCGCAAGUUAGAGUAUGUUCAGUUACCGAAACGUGCUGUCACUGGAACCCUGCCAUGGGACGACGAGCUACAGUUCGCUCCCAAUGACAGCAAGGUAAAGAAGGGAGCAAAUGCAUUUUCGUUCCUGUAUACUCCCCUCGUUGGCUUAUGUGUGGCUAUCUCGUUUCUUUUCCUUUCGAGUUUAAUUUCAGCAUAG
Molecule: messenger RNA, 1443 nt
Organism: Penicillium pulvis
Lineage: Eukaryota; Fungi; Ascomycota; Eurotiomycetes; Eurotiales; Aspergillaceae
Product: FAD-dependent oxidoreductase
Exons: 3
Coding region: 1-1443 (480 amino acids)
Molecular function (GO): FAD binding
Source: RefSeq, a predicted model, not a curated record